AUGGGUAAGAAUGGUGGAUUUCUUACUCCUAAGGCUAUUGCCAACAGAAUUAAAGCUAAAGGAUUACAAAAGUUACGCUGGUACUGUCAGGUCUGCCAAAAACAGUGUCGCGAUGAGAAUGGCUUUAAAUGCCACACGAUGUCUGAAUCACAUCAACGUCAAUUACUUUUGGUAGCAGAUAAUCCGGAUCAAUUCGUCGAUGGUUACUCGAAAGAAUUUGAGGAAGAUUUUAUAUAUUUAUUAAAAAGAAGAUUUGGAAGUCGAAGAAUUCAUGCAAAUGUAGUUUACCAGGAAUAUAUUGGUGACAGACACCAUGUUCACAUGAAUUCCACAUGUUGGGAAACGUUGACCUCGUUUGUCAAAUACUUGGGUCGUGAAGGUAAGUGUGCCGUGGAUCACACAGAAAAGGGUUGGUUUGUAUCCUACAUCGAUCGCGAUCCUGAGGUUUUAGCCAGGCAAGAACUUCUUAAAUCCAAAGAAAAAAUGGAAUUGGACGAUGCGGAAAGAAACGCAAAGUAUAUUCAACAACAAAUCAGCAAAUCUACUAAAGACGCACCUCCAAAACCAACCGAACUGAAACGUGAGGGCGAUACUGAUAAAGUCCUUUUCGUAAUGCCUAAUUCGAGUGUCAUUUCGAAGAAGAAAAGCAGCUCGCUCGAUAAAUUGUCCCCAUUGAGCAAUAUCAACACCGGGAAUUCUGUACCUUCUAUUAAACGGACUGGUGAAAAACGGAAAUCUGCUUUAGAGGAUAUUAUGGUAUUAAAAGAGAAAAAAAAGUCUAAAUUACAUGGUUCAAAUUGUUGGCUACGGAAAGGGAUAAUUGUAAAAAUUUUAAAUAAAGAAUUAGGUGAUAAAUUUUAUAAGAGAAAAUGUCUGGUAAAGGAUGUUGUAGAUCAGUAUAUUGGAGUUGUCGAGGUGUUAGGGUCCAGUGCUAGAGCGAAGAUAGAUCAGGCCGAUCUCGAAACAGUAUUACCAUCAUAUGGACGGCAUGUUAUGAUACUGAAGGGAAAGUAUAGAGGAUUAACUGCCAUAUUGGAGUCUUUGGAUUCCGAUAAAUACUGUGUCUCAAUACGAUUAGAUGAGGGCUCUGAGAAAGGAAAAACUUUGCAUAAUAUGGCGUAUGAAGCCGUCUCGAAGAUACCCGAGGCUUAA
Molecule: messenger RNA, 1152 nt
Organism: Trichoplax adhaerens
Lineage: Eukaryota; Metazoa; Placozoa; Uniplacotomia; Trichoplacea; Trichoplacidae
Exons: 13
Coding region: 1-1152 (383 amino acids)
Biological process (GO): DNA replication; DNA damage response
Cellular component (GO): nucleus
Molecular function (GO): double-stranded DNA binding
Source: RefSeq, a predicted model, not a curated record